CUAUUCCUCCCACUGACACCAAUGAUGGGACACUAUUCCUCCCACUGACACUAAUGAUGGGACACUAUUCCUCCCACUGACACCAAUGAUGGGGCACGAUUCUUCCCACUGACACCAAUGAUGGGACACUAUUCCUCCCACUGACUAAUGAUGGGGCACUAUUCCUCCCACUGACUAAUGAUGGGGCACUAUUCCUCCCACUGGCUAAUGAUGGGGCACUAUUCCUCACACACUGACACUAAUGAUGGGGCACCAUCCCCAUCAUUGGAAUACCAUACUGAAAUAGCAUACCAUAUUGAAAUCAAAUCUGAUGUUUUUUUA
Molecule: messenger RNA, 321 nt
Organism: Staurois parvus
Lineage: Eukaryota; Metazoa; Chordata; Amphibia; Anura; Ranidae
Source: the annotation of a GenBank genome assembly